UACGUCAUCAGCAUUCAUCCUCGUCCCACGCGUCAUCGGCCAUUGGACAGUCCCGCAUCAAAGGCAACCAAGAAAACGGAAAGUUCAAGUUUAAGUAGCGUCUAUGUAUACAUAUAUAAAUAGUAAAUCAAAGAAUACACGGAACAACAUUAGAAACCUAAUCACCACCUAGGCAUCUUCUUCCGCCUCCCCAGCCUCCACUAACUCAACCGAACGUUUGAUCCAUACAAAAUGGGCGCCGCCUCGGCUAUACUCAUCGUCCUCAUAACUCUCCUCUUCCCACCGAUCGGUGUCUGGGCCGUUGCCGGGUGCGGCGCUGAUCUUUGCAUCAACAUAUGCCUCACCAUCCUCGGAUACAUACCAGGCCAUAUCCACGCCUUUUAUAUCGAAUACGUCUACUAUGACCGUCGAGAACAGGCCAGAGAGGGCCGCUUUGCCGCCCGCCGAGCCCCCGGCGUCUAUAGUGAUCGCGUGCAAACUGGUGGCCGCGGAUAUGGUACGAUAGCUCAACCAGUUCAGCCAGCUCCACCCGCUUACUAAGCGGUGGGCGGUCGGUAUAAGAAUGCGGUGGAGGAGUAUUGGAGGUGUACUAAAAGGUAUGGAGGAUUGACCUGGGAGACUGGGCUUUGUAAGGCGCUGGGAGAUUGUUUUGGUGGAUUCUUCGGAGCCAAGUUGCCAAGUUGCUCAUACAUAUAUGCGUACCCAGGCAGCCAGGUAGCUGCGGUAAAAGAAUCGGAAUAGUAGUUUCUUAUUGUGGCUCUUAUUCCUGGCCUUGUUCUUGUUCUAUUUACAUGCAUAUCAAGAAUCAGCCAGUUUCACUUUCAUUUACGAGCACUGCACUUGGAAUAAUGAGGUGUGUACGUAUUUAAACAGAUUUAUUCAGAUACAACAUGGAUAUGGUAAUACCAACGGACCAGACGUUAUGUAAGAUAACCCCACCUUACCUUUAAGGGCAUGGUCGAUAUGUCGGUACAGCUAUAGAUACCUAGGUACAUAAG
This is a messenger RNA of Annulohypoxylon truncatum, 998 nucleotides long. RefSeq lists its product as uncharacterized. The transcript has 5 exons. The record is from RefSeq and is a predicted model, not a curated record. Gene Ontology annotation, cellular component: membrane. Bases 232 to 540 code for a protein of 102 amino acids. Lineage: Eukaryota; Fungi; Ascomycota; Sordariomycetes; Xylariales; Hypoxylaceae.